This is a messenger RNA of Fimicolochytrium jonesii, 969 nucleotides long. Its product is annotated as CRAL-TRIO domain-containing protein. Bases 1 to 969 code for a protein of 322 amino acids. The record is from RefSeq and is a predicted model, not a curated record. Lineage: Eukaryota; Fungi; Chytridiomycota; Chytridiomycetes; Spizellomycetales; Powellomycetaceae. The transcript has 3 exons.
AUGUCCAAAUCAACCCUCGACCUCAACAACCUCACCCCGUCCCAGAAAUCUAUCGCCCUCUCAAGCCUCCGCUCCCUCCUCACCUCCCAGCCUCCCUCCCCAGCAACAACCUACGACGACCCCACCCUCCUCCGCUUCCUCAUCGCCCGGCAGAUGAACGCACCAAAAGCGUUGCAGAUGAUCAAUGAGUAUGUGGACUGGCGGGAAAAGGAGGGGAUUGAUCAGUUAGCUGUGCCGGGGGUGAGGGGGGAGCCGGUGAUGAACGGUGUGAGGGGGUUUGAGGGUGUGGGAGAUGCGGAUUGGGAGGUGGGGAACGUGCCGGAGGAGUGGAGGGGGUGGUAUGGGUCGUUAGGUAGGUCGCAAAGGGAGUCGAUGAUGGGAGACGGCGAGAAUCUAACAGCGGGACAACCAGGUGGCGGAUGUUUCCACAAGACGGAUAAGGAGGGCCAACCCGUCUUCAUCGAGCGCACAGGCUAUCACGACGUGAAAUCCCUCGCCACCAAAUGCCCCCAAUCCCAGAUGCUCGACUGGCACGUCCGCAACACCGAGAUGCUGUUCAACGUCCUGAUGCCGGAAUGCAGCGCCAAGAGCGGGAGACUGAUUGAGAAACAUACCGUGAUCUUCGAUUGCGCGAAUAGUGGAAUGUGGCAGUUUAGUAUGAAGGGGAUGCAGUUGUUGAAGAGCGUGUCGGAGCUGGAUUCGAAGGUGUAUCCGGAACGACUGGGGAGAUUGUUUAUUGUUAAUACGCCUGGAAUGUUCACCCGAACCUGGAGCAUCGUGAAGCGAUGGCUAGAUAAACGCAUCCUAGAGAAAAUCUUCAUCCUCGACUCCAACUACCAAGCAACGCUGCUCGAGUACAUCGACGCUGCCAACCUCCCGGAAUUCCUGGGUGGCACAUGUAAAUGCAGUCAUAUGCCUAAUGGGAAAGCAGAAAAGCGUAGGGAUAUAGUACAGUCAGAGUGGACGUAG